UGCACACAACAAACAGAAUGUUCGCUGUUUCGUUAGUACCUCGUACGACAACGUGCCGUUUAACCUCUGCGUUUCUUUGCCACCUCUCGAUUCCCUCUCCCUCACCACGGCUCCACCAUCUCCACUACCAGCAGCAGCCACAUCUUCCGUCUCUCUCUUCUUCUCAGUUUCAGAUUCGUUCGUUCAGAAAACAGAUCGACAUGGCAGCUCCUCCAGUGAUGAAGCAAAAGACAGGGGGAGGUUCGUACGAGGAAGCGUUGGCUGCUUUGUCUUCUUUGAUAACGAAGCGAAGUCGUGCUGAUAAGAGCAAUAAAGGAGAUCGCUUCGAGCUUGUCUUUGAUUAUCUUAAGCUACUCGAUCUGGAAGAAGACAUGUUAAAGAUGAAAGUUAUCCAUGUCGCUGGUACCAAAGGCAAGGGAUCCACAUGUGCCUUUACUGAGUCUAUUUUACGAAACCAUGGCUUCCGAACCGGACUCUUCACUUCACCUCACCUCAUUGAUGUCCGCGAAAGGUUUCGCUUGGACGGUGUGGACAUUAGCGAGGAGAAAUUUUUGUGUUAUUUCUGGUGGUGCUAUAACAGGCUUAAGGAGAGAACUAACGAGGAGAUACCAAUGCCUACAUAUUUCCGCUUCCUUGCGUUGCUAGCUUUUAAAAUCUUUGCUGCAGAAGAGGUAGAUGCUGCUAUAUUGGAGGUAGGGUUAGGCGGGAAGUUUGAUGCCACUAAUGCGGUUCAUAAACCUGUGGUAUGUGGUAUUUCUUCGCUCGGAUAUGACCACAUGGAGAUUCUAGGUGAUACGCUUGGCAAAAUUGCUGGUGAGAAGGCUGGGAUUUUCAAGCUUGGAGUGCCAGCUUUCACAGUACCCCAACCUGAUGAAGCCAUGCGUGUCCUUGAGGAGAGAGCUUCCGAAUUAGAUGUGUCUCUGGAAGUGGUGCAACCACUAACCGCAAGGCAGUUAAAUGGUCAGAAACUUGGGCUUGAUGGGGAGCACCAAUACUUCAAUGCUCGUCUAGCAGUCUCGCUUGCCUCUACUUGGCUUCAGCAAAUUGGUAAAAUUGAAGUCCCUAGUAUGACUCAGAUGAGUAUUCUUCCUGAGAAAUUCAUCAAAGGGUUAGCUACAGCGAGUUUGCAAGGACGAGCACAGGUCGUCCCUGACCAGUUUAUUGAAUCUCGGACUUCAGGAGAUUUAGUGUUUUAUCUGGAUGGAGCUCACAGUCCAGAGAGUAUGGAAGUAUGCGCCAAAUGGUUUUCGGAUGCGGUUAAGGGAGACAACCAGUCAGAGAGUUCUAAACAUUUGGUUAAUGGCUCCUCAGGUUCCUCUCAUGGUAAAUCGUCAGGAGAAGAAAACUGCCAACAGAUAUUGUUGUUCAAUUGUAUGUCAGUUCGGGACCCAAAUCUUCUGCUUCCACAUCUAAGGAAUACAUGUGCAGCCUACGGUGUCAAUUUCAAGAAGGCAUUGUUUGUACCAAACAUGUCUGUGUAUCACAAGGUUGGUUCAGCGGCGGAUUUGCCAGAGAAUGAUCCACAUGUUGACUUGUCAUGGCAGAUGACACUCCAGAAAGUGUGGGAAAGCCUUGUCCACAGUGAGAGAGAAGUAGAUAGUGAAAGUAGUGAGGUGUUUACUUCACUGCCAAUGGCAAUAAAAUGGUUAAGGGAUAGUGUCCAUGAGAGUAGCUCAGGCACACGUUUGCAGGUUCUUGUAACUGGUUCGUUACACCUUGUAGGCGAUGUACUGAGAUUAAUCAGAAAAUGAAGGUAAAACAAAACACAUUGUCAUCAUUAUUCAAAUCACACACUAAAUCACCGAAGCCACAGCCGGAAGAAGAUGGCCUUUGUUAUGAACUCUUUAUCUGUAUUAUUUCGAUUUUUACUUUUCCACAUAUAGAUUUUCUUUCAAAGGAACAGAUUCACAAGUGCUAGCUUGAUUUAUUUCUUUCAAAAAUGAAAAUCAGUUGAACCAGGGGGCCCCUGUUCAGUAUCAUGAGAUUAGGGUGAAAACACAAACAAUCAUAUGCUAAACGUAUUGAAAUAAAAAUUUGUUUCAAUGUAUG
Messenger RNA from Raphanus sativus (radish), 2049 nucleotides. Its product is annotated as folylpolyglutamate synthase. The record is from RefSeq and is a predicted model, not a curated record. Gene Ontology annotation, cellular component: cytoplasm; cytosol; mitochondrion. NCBI's taxonomy places the organism in Eukaryota, Viridiplantae, Streptophyta, Magnoliopsida, Brassicales, Brassicaceae. Gene Ontology annotation, biological process: tetrahydrofolylpolyglutamate biosynthetic process. Gene Ontology annotation, molecular function: tetrahydrofolylpolyglutamate synthase activity; ATP binding. The transcript has 16 exons. The coding region runs from base 18 to 1751 and encodes 577 amino acids.